Molecule: messenger RNA, 3343 nt
Organism: Lathyrus oleraceus (garden pea)
Lineage: Eukaryota; Viridiplantae; Streptophyta; Magnoliopsida; Fabales; Fabaceae
Product: G-type lectin S-receptor-like serine/threonine-protein kinase SD3-1
Exons: 2
Coding region: 868-3150 (760 amino acids)
Biological process (GO): protein phosphorylation; recognition of pollen
Molecular function (GO): ATP binding; protein serine/threonine kinase activity
Source: RefSeq, a predicted model, not a curated record
AACGAGCAAUUAACAAUAAUAAAUCACAAUUCCUCUAAAAUCCUUUUCCUUUGUCUUCUUCACUUUUUCUUCACCAUCUUCCUCUCCUUUUCCUUCUUCUUCGCCAUCACCAUCUAAUCCAGCAACACACCCAUUAUCUACUACUCUCUCUCCUACACUCACAUUACUCUCUUUCUUCACCCCAUUUGCUAAAAAUUCAAACUUUACAAUUUACACUCUUCUUUUCAUCCUUCAAAUCUAAACCCACCAAGCUUCAGUGUUCAUUUCCCUUUUCAGCUUGCGUGCUAAGAAAAGUAAGGAAGUGAAAAAGGAAGAAACUUUCCAUCUGGGUCAUGAGAUUUGGUGUGUUCAAUUGUUUAACAUUCAUCAGUUCUUAGCUUAGGCUUUUAAUUUGAGCUGUUUUCUAUUUACUUAGAUCUCUUUAACUUAGAAAUUGUCAAGUUUACUUUUUUAGGUUUUUCAGCUGUGAUACCAUACCAAUAAAUUUCCUUUGUAGAAGCUUGAACCUUGAAGAUUAAUCAUGCAUUCUUCUAAAUGAACUACUUUUUGGGGUAGUUUGGGUCCCAUCUGUGCUUAAAGUUUCAAUUUUUAGUACUCAAGUUCAGCUUUUUGCUUUUAUUUUGCACAAUAGUCAAAAGGGCUUUCAUUUUGUAAUCUCUUUUUCUCCUUUUUAAGUUAGCAUGGGUCUCAACACUGUCCAAUUUCAAGAUUCUCUGUUAAAUUCAUGGUGGUAACUUCCCAAUUUGUUGCAAGAUUCUGAGAUUUUCAUGGUGGUAGUGUGUGGUGGCUUGUUGAGUUUCUGAGCUUUGGACUAAGGUGAUUGGUGUAACUGUGAGUUUGUGAAAUUGAACUUAUCAUAAUAUAGACAUGCUUCAAUUGGAGUGUCUCCUUAGAUUAGCAUUGUUGCUUUGUGUUUCAUUUGGCUUCUUGUUACAUCCUGCUGUAACAGCUGUAAUACCAUUAGGUUCCAAACUCUCGGUUGUAGAUAAUAAUUGUUGGGUUUCCACUAAUGGCGAUUUUGCAUUCGGGUUCUUUAACAUUACCGACGAACCUAACCAGUUUAGUGUCGGCAUUCGUUUCAAUUCAAAGUCUAUUCCUUAUAGCCAACAAACACUUGUAUGGAUUGCUGGUGGUCAUGUCAAAGUAAGCAACGUGUCGUAUUUCCAACUUACUCCACAAGGGGAACUUGUCUUGUUUGAUUCCUUACACGGAGUCACUGCAUGGACUAGUGGAACCGGAAACGGAUCGGUUGUUUCGGCUGCUCUUCACGACAAUGGAAAUCUUGUUCUUAUAGAUGCAAAACAAAAAGUUAUUUGGCAAAGUUUUGAUAAUCCUUCUGAUACACUACUCCCCGGACAGAGAUUAUCUGUAUCCAAGUAUCUUCGGGCUUCAUCCAAGGACCUAGAGACUAGUUACUAUAGUCUUUACUUGAAUGCUUCUGGUCGGUUGCAGCUUCGUUGGGAAAGUAAUAUUGUAUACUGGACAAGUGAAAGCCAUUCUUCUACUGCAAAUCUCACUGCUUCCAUCACAUCCGAUGGAUCUUUUCAACUUCAAGACCAACAUUCUAAAGCUGUUUGGAGUGUGUUUGGAGAAGACCACAACGAUUCUGUGAGUUAUCGGUUUCUUAGGUUAGAUUUGGAUGGCAAUCUCCGGUUAUAUUCAUGGAUGGAAGAUUCGCAGUCAUGGAGAUCUGUUUGGCAAGCUGUUGAUAAUCAAUGCAAGGUCUUUGCUACUUGUGGCGAGCGUGGUGUCUGUGUCUUCAAUGCUUCAGGUUCUGCUGAGUGCAGGUGUCCUUUCAAGACAAUCGAAACUAACAAAUGUUUGGUUCCGAAUAAACAGGAUUGUGCUUCUGGUACCGAAAUGAAAGUGUACAAGAACAUAUAUCUAUAUGGAAUUUACCCUCCCGACGAUUCGAUUGUCAUGAGUAGUUUGCAGCAAUGUGAACAGUUGUGCCAGAAUGACUCCCAGUGUACAGUUGCAACCUUUUCGAACAUCGGUAGUCCACAAUGUUCCAUAAAGAAAACAAAAUACAUAACUGGCUAUGAAGAUCCAUCUCUAACCUCAAUAUCAUUUGUUAGGAGUUGCGCAGAUCCAUUUGCUGUAAAUCUCAGUUUCACAAUGUCGCCUCCAUCAGAACCGUCUCCUCACAGGCUUUGUGUUUCUUGCUUGGUAGGAGCAGCGUCAGGAACAUUUUUCAUUGUUGGUUUUGUCCAGCUGGGAAUUGUUUUCUUCAUAUGUAGAAGAAAAAGUUCUACUAUGAGAAGAGUCACACUAGCAUUCACAUUCCCAAAUUCGAAAGGUUUGAUGGUGUUAUCCUUUGCAGAAAUCAAGAGCGUCACCGGAGAUCUCAAGAAUCAAGUUGGGCCAAAUAUGUUCAAGGGCGUGCUACCAAGCAAUCGUGUAAUUGCAAUCAAAGACCUGAAUGCAUCCAUAGACGAAAGGAAGUUCCGGAGCGCUGUUCUGAAGAUAGGGAACAUCCACCACAAGAACCUAAUGAAGCUGGAGGGUUACUGUUGUGAGUUCAAUCAUCGGUAUUUGGUCUACGAAUAUCCCAAAAAUGGCUCGUUGGACAAGUAUUUAGACGAUUGUACUCUUUGCAAGAAGCUAACCUGGAGAAAGAGAGUUGAAAUAUGCUCAAGUGUCGCGAAAGCAAUCUGUUAUUUGCAUUCGGGGUGUAGGGAGUUUAUAAGCCACGGAAACUUGAAAUGCGAGAAUGUAAUGUUAGACGAAAAUUCAGUUGCUAAGGUGUCUGAGUAUGGAUUUGCAAUAGUUAACGGUGAGGCUACAUACUGCGGCUUUUCAGCAGAAAAAGACGUAGCAGACUUUGGCAAAUUGGUGUUAACCUUGUUAACCGGGUGUCGCGAUCACGAACAAGUCUGCGAAUGGGCUUACAAGGAAUGGCUAGAAGAAAGAGCAACUAAUGUGGUAGAUAAAAGAAUUGACGGUUGUGCUAAUUCGGACGAACUCGAACGUGCAUUAAGAAUCGCGUUCUGGUGCGUUCAAAGCGACGAACGUAAAAGACCUUCGAUGGAAGAGGUAGUGAGAGUACUAGAUGGUACAUUGAAUGUUGAUCCACCACCACCUCCAUUUCAUUUGGCAUUUGAUCCACAAGAGAAUGGUUCAGAGUCAGAAAUAGAAUCAGUGGUUUAGUAGUGUUUGUUAUGGUAAGUUUACAUUUUUUGUUGCCUUCAGAUUGAACAUGUAUAGUAUAGGACUAGACUAACAUCUAGGGGAAAAAUAGGCAUGCCCUUAAAAUUUUGUCCCUCAAAGCUAUAAGAGGGCACUGAUUGUAAAGUUUGAAAACCAUGUUCAUUUGAGUUUUAUGGCAUCUUUCUGAUUUUAA